ACAAGAUCUUCACAGAUGAACCUGUAGUGGUGCAGACAUCACACCUAAUUUCCAAGGAUCCUUACUAAGCCAUCUGUUGUCUUCUCUGUGACACACCAAGUGACAGGAGGGACUCGUAGUAAUUCUUCUUUUGGAAUUAACACAUUGUACUGGUGUAAAAAUCGAAUCAUCGUCGGACUACAGUAGUUUGAAAGAAUGACAGAUCUUCUGGUUCCCGAGCUGGAGAUCGAUGUGGAGAGCUUGGAACCAGAGAGCGACGACCAGGCAGAGUUUGGUGCAGGGCUAUCUGGCACUGGAGACGAGGAUUCAGUCAGCAAGGAACAAGACAUAGUGGGUCAGCAGCUUCAAGGAGUGGCCGAUCAGAGGAAACUGAGCCGAACUCCGAAGUGCGCCCGCUGCCGUAAUCACGGCGUGGUCUCGUGUCUGAAGGGGCACAAGCGCUUCUGCCGCUGGCGCGACUGUCAGUGUGCCAACUGUCUGCUCGUCGUCGAACGGCAGCGCGUCAUGGCAGCGCAGGUGGCACUCCGCAGGCAGCAGGCGACCGAGGAUAAAAAAGGCAUUUCAGCAAAACAGAUCUCUUCGGAGCGCAGAGCAGUUUAUCAAAGGCACCUCCGGCCUUCCAGCAUGCUGGCAAAGAGUAUUUUGGAAGGUUACAGGCCAGUGCAGACAGACCCCUUCUUAGGAGGAAAUGCAGUGCUUCCUCCGCCUUUAAGUGACAGAAUGAGGAAACGUCGGGCUUUUGCUGACAAAGAGCUGGAGACCAUCAUGUUGGAGAGAGAAUACAAGGAACGUGAGAUACUGGACUCCAGUCAGACUGCCACAGCUUCAAUGUUCAUGCCAAGCAGUAUGAUGCAUGCGGCUGAGUACAACUCCUACAAGACUGCUUUUUCAACCGGUCAAGCUGAAGCUCCAGCCAAAGAAAUGUACAACUUACUGCCAGCUUGUCUUGACCUUUCCAUGCAGUAUACUGGCGCAGGCAACGUGGAGUUGAUUUCUUCCAAUGUCAGUGUGGCAACAACAUAUCGCCAGUACCCAUUGUCUCCCCGUUUCAUGUUAUGGCCAAAAUGCAGUAACAUCAGCGAUGCACUCCUCUACCAGCAGUGUCUCCUGAAUGCAGCCACAGUGCCAAACAUGAAACCAGGAGCUGUCUGGGAUUGCAAGGUAAUGCAGGUGCCAGAAAGUAAUUCACCAGAACAGGACUUACUGUCAGGCAAAUUGGACGGCUCCCCACACAUAGUUUCUGACAUCCAUAAUCUUCCACGGGCACCACCUGAAACUCAAUGCACUUCUCAGGGAAUACAGGAGAAAUCUGCAUUCUCUCCGCCAAAGAGGAGCUUUGUGCAGGCAUUCAACAGUAGUUCCUCUUCUCCUAAUCAGGAGCAUGCCUUAAGCAAACUCAGCAAAGACAGUGCCAAGCAUGCCAUUUCCAUGAAGCUAAACUCGUUCCACUCACUGAUUCAGCAAACACUCAGUGAAAAAUCCGCCCCUGAACUGAAAGCACCAUAUUGCAAAGAACUGAUAGAGGAGGCGGCCAGGAAAUACAUGGAGUGUACAAUUAAAGAAAAUCCGAGCAUCAAGUGGAUGGACAAAUAUACUAAAGAACUUUUGAUGUCAAAGCAAGUUGGGACAAAACUUUCCUCCAACGAGUCUUUAUCCUUUUCUGUAGAAUCAAUCCUGAAAAGGCCUUCUCCAACCUUAAACCGGGCAUCUCAGUAAACUCAGGGUUUGAGUUUCUGGAUGUUUUUCCUGGCCUUUUCACUUUAAUCCAUGACUGAUCCCCCACUACUUUCCAUUCCAAAUCCCUGUCACAUUAGUCUUUCUAAAAAUGCCCUAACAAACGUGACUUUACACUAAGGGGAGAUAUGAAUAUACCUGUAUACUUGAAAUGUACUAGUGACUUGUUGCCUAAAAAUAUUUUUGAAAUGUAUAAAGAUCUACUGUGUAAAUAUUUAUAUUGUGUAAAUACUUGUGCAUGAUUUGCUUAACAUUUUGACAAUGAAAAUAUUUAAUUUUGUAAUGAAUCUAAUGCUUUACGUGUGUACAUUUUUAAUGUCCUGCACAAUAAUGAAAAUACCAGCUCAAUAAAAAUAACUCAUU
Polypterus senegalus (gray bichir) is the source of this 2097-nucleotide messenger RNA. RefSeq names its product doublesex and mab-3 related transcription factor 2a (gene dmrt2a). NCBI's taxonomy places the organism in Eukaryota, Metazoa, Chordata, Cladistia, Polypteriformes, Polypteridae. Gene Ontology annotation, biological process: sex differentiation; regulation of transcription by RNA polymerase II. Gene Ontology annotation, molecular function: RNA polymerase II cis-regulatory region sequence-specific DNA binding; DNA-binding transcription factor activity, RNA polymerase II-specific. Gene Ontology annotation, cellular component: nucleus. The record is from RefSeq and is a predicted model, not a curated record. The transcript is spliced from 4 exons. The coding region runs from base 196 to 1716 and encodes 506 amino acids.